AUGAGAUUUCUUUGGUUGAUUCCAGCGGUUUUAGCUCUCAAAGGGCCACAGUCUAUCGACGAGCUGGUCGCAAUGGCGUUUAAGAAUGGAGAGGCCCCCCCGUUUGUGCCAUUGCCCGGCAACGCAAUAAUUUCCAUUGCAUCAAAUGAUACGGCGAGUUUGAAAUUGAACCAAUUAGAAAUUCAGCCGUAUCCAUUGAAGCCAGGCAUUGUCGACUUUUCGUUCCAGCAUUCUCUAACAAAGUCAAUUCCACCGGGAUCCAAACUGUUAUUGAGCUCCUGGACAGGCACAGACAAGACGUUCGAGGGAAGCGUUGACUUGUGUGCGUAUUUGCCGUAUGCCCAACUUCCGUGUCCUAUUGCUCCAUACAAAGCCAUGACCGAUAUGCUGCAACGUCUACAGGUGCCCAAUGAAGUGAAGACGGAACGGGUUUCUUUUGUCGGCAAAGCCGUCACAGCCAACGAUGAGCUGAUUGCCCAUUUCGCUGCCAUUAUAGAUUUACACAGCUCGAGUCAUGAUGAGCUUUGA
This is a messenger RNA of Wickerhamiella sorbophila, 528 nucleotides long. RefSeq lists its product as hypothetical. Bases 1 to 528 code for a protein of 175 amino acids. The record is from RefSeq and is a predicted model, not a curated record. NCBI's taxonomy places the organism in Eukaryota, Fungi, Ascomycota, Dipodascomycetes, Dipodascales, Trichomonascaceae. The transcript has a single exon.